CACAUGGUUUUCGUGUACGGAACACUGAAGGUUGGCGAGAUAAACCACAGCUCCUUGACGGACCCGGAUAACGGAAUGGCAGAUCUGGUUGGAGCAGCCAUAACUAUUGACAAGUGGCCCCUCGUCAUUUUGCCAUCUUCCGGCGUACCCUACAUGCUUGACAUUAAGGGCCAAGGAUACAGAGUAGUUGGUGAAGUUUAUACGGUCGACGACAAGAUGCUGGCAAAGUUGGACGAGCUCGAGUCCGUUCCCGAGCUUUACUACCGCACAUUGGUGGAUGUCGAGCUUUUAACAGACCACCAUGAUGACAGCGAUGGACCCUUUAAGGCGUGGAACUACUUUGAGGCACACAACAGUGAAGAAAUGCUACGGUUGCCUUACAUAUCCAACUAUACGUCCGAGUGAGGCUCUGCGACUUCAGUAUAAUAUGUGCUCAGGUGCUAAAAGGAAUGGAUGUUUUCGGGGGGGGGUUUCGUGCCAUAGUAAUGACCCUGCAAAAGAAGGGAGCUUGUUUUUUUUCCCAUGGCAACAAAAAUGGCAUGUUGAAUUUUAGUUGCUCAUUGCUUUUAUUAUAGCAUUUGGCGGUCUACAG
This is a messenger RNA of Dermacentor silvarum, 592 nucleotides long. Its product is annotated as gamma-glutamylaminecyclotransferase. Gene Ontology annotation, molecular function: gamma-glutamylaminecyclotransferase activity. The transcript has 2 exons. The record is from RefSeq and is a predicted model, not a curated record. The coding region runs from base 4 to 405 and encodes 133 amino acids. Lineage: Eukaryota; Metazoa; Arthropoda; Arachnida; Ixodida; Ixodidae.